AACACGAAAUCAUUCACGUCACGAUCACAGAUUUCUUCACGGAAAAACAAAACGAAAAGCAAGUCAUCGGCGAUUUGAAGCUUUAUUUUGUAUGUAUUGGUUAUAAAUAAACAAAAUAUUCCAAUUAUGUCAGUUAAUAAUGAAGAAACAUUACGGCAGUUUUGUGACGUUACUGGCGCGGAUGAAAGUCGGAGUAGGUUCUUUUUAGAAUCUUCAAAUUGGCAACUUGAAGUAGCAUUGUCUUCUUUCUAUGAGCACGGAGGUAACAUAGAAGAGGCUCCAGUGAACACGGCCGCACCAGCACCAUUACCAACGUUAAUUGAUAGUGACAUGGAGUCUCCACCGGGAUCCCCAGAGAGACCACAGAAGAAAGACAAGAAAAAAGCUAGUUCUAAGUUUGCUACGUUAAAUUCUCUGCAGCAGGAAAGCUCUAGUGAAGAUGAGGAAGGGCAAGCAUUUUACGCUGGAGGCUCGGAGCGUUCCGGACAACAAAUCCUUGGUCCAGGCAAGAGCAAGAAAGAUAUUGUUACAGAGAUGUUCAAGAGUGUCAGAGAGCGUGGUGCAGUGGUGUUUGAAGACGAACCAUCAUCCACCAGCAGGGGGCGCGGCGGUCUGUUCUCUGGCGUCGGGUAUAGAUUGGGUCAGACAUCGGAUGACCACGAGCCAGUGACGCCUGCUAAUGCGUCGCAACCCCAGCAGCCAGAGUCGCGCUCAGUGCGCCUGCGACUGUACCGCGAAGGAUUCACUGUGGACGACGGCCCGCUGCGACUAUACUCGGACCCCGGCAACGCUGAGUUCCUCUUCUGCAUCAGACAAGGCGAGGUGCCCCCGGAGCUGGGUCACGAGGGCGAGGUGCGCGUGAGCCUGGAGGACCGCCGCCUGGACGAGUGUCCGCGCGCGGCCUCGCGUGCGCAGGCCUUCUCCGGCAAGGGGCAGAUGCUGGGCAGCCCGACGCCGCCGACGGUGGGCGCCACGGCCGCGGUGGCUGCGGCGCCCAGCGACCGCGAGGCCAACCAGCGUGCCGCGCAACAAGCUGUCGCUUUGGACAAUAAUCAGCCGCAGACCAACAUACAGUUCCGCCUAGCCGACGGCAGCCGGCUGACCGGACGCUUCAACCACAGCCACACCAUCGCCGACCUGCGGCAGUACGUGGUCCGCGCCGAGCCCUCCUACCAGCUGCAAAACUUCGCCCUCCUCACCAGCUUCCCCUCGGCUGAGCUGCAGGACUCCUCCCAGACAGUGGCACAAGCUAAUCUUCUCAACUCCACCCUACUCCAGAGGCUAAAAUAGACUUUGUGAAUUAAUAAUAAACAGCCCAGCACUUUUGCUAUUUUUAUUUUAGAGUUUGCAGUUACGAGCCACGGCCCGUUAUUACGUUGCGGCUCCGUUGUUUUCAGUUGUUGAUAUUAACGUGCGUCGACGUCAAAUCUUCAUUUCUGCGUUGUCCGUCAACGGACGUCAACGCAACUGAAGAUGACACAGCGCGUUGUUUUCUAUAAGUUGUGACAUUGACAACAAUAUCUAAGUUGUUUUGCGUUGAUCCGUCGACGGACAUCAACGCAACGUAGGACGACGGAGCGCAACGUAGUAUUGGGGCCUAGCUCUUAAAGUCAUAGCACAUUUACCGCGCCGCUCACCCGGCUAAAUGUUUAUUGAAAACUGAGUUUUAAUGCAUUGUCUGUAGACAUAAUUUAGAUUGACGACAUGAGAGCUAGAGUGGUAAAGUUUGGAACUAUCAAUGUAACAGAUCCGACGUUGUGGUUAGCUACAGAAGCGCCACAAUCUGCAAGACUUCUAUCGUGGCAAACUGUAUCUACCUACAUUAUGUCGUCAGUGUAUGCUUCUAUAAGCAAUGUACAUUAGAUGGGGAGAAUACAUCGAUUUAAAAGGAAACCGCGCGCGGUCCUUAUCUCUGGGAAGACAAGCCACAUAUACGGCCCUUCUAAAUCUAUGUAUGUACUCUACGGAACUAUAAAGCGGAACACAUUUCCUUUUUAUUACAAUUUACAUGAGAUCGAUGACGUCCUAUAUCACUCGAGCCCUUCUAAAUCUAUGGAAAAACGAUAGGUAUGUUGCGCGUCAAAUGGUCCCUAGCGUAUUCGUGGCAUAACUCCGCUAACUACAUAGUUAUUUAAUUAGAAUUUAAUACAAUAUUUUAGUUUAUCUGGUAGGUACCUACCCAUUCCCUUUCGUGAAGUAUCUAGUGUAUUUGCUAACUUCAAAUUAUGUAAAAACGCAGGUUCGUUGAAUAUACCUACUUAUCAGUCAACUGUGAUUGUAUUAUCUCUAUAAGACCUUUUUAUACAUUGUAGUAAUAACUUGAAAGGGCAAUAAUAAACCAACUACAAAACUAA
Messenger RNA from Plodia interpunctella (Indianmeal moth), 2354 nucleotides. RefSeq names its product p47 (gene p47). The record is from RefSeq and is a predicted model, not a curated record. Gene Ontology annotation, biological process: membrane fusion; proteasome-mediated ubiquitin-dependent protein catabolic process; Golgi organization. The coding region runs from base 127 to 1290 and encodes 387 amino acids. Gene Ontology annotation, cellular component: nucleus; cytosol. The transcript has 9 exons. Lineage: Eukaryota; Metazoa; Arthropoda; Insecta; Lepidoptera; Pyralidae. Gene Ontology annotation, molecular function: ubiquitin binding.